Molecule: messenger RNA, 1341 nt
Organism: Leptopilina heterotoma
Lineage: Eukaryota; Metazoa; Arthropoda; Insecta; Hymenoptera; Figitidae
Product: secretin receptor-like
Exons: 9
Coding region: 52-1257 (401 amino acids)
Biological process (GO): cell surface receptor signaling pathway; adenylate cyclase-modulating G protein-coupled receptor signaling pathway
Cellular component (GO): plasma membrane
Molecular function (GO): G protein-coupled peptide receptor activity; peptide hormone binding
Source: RefSeq, a predicted model, not a curated record
UUUAACGAAGAGGAUGAAACUUUUUGUACAGACAUAAAAUAUUUUUCAAACAUGAAUUCGACGAUAAAUGAAACAAUUGCCUCUUGCCCACCAAUUUUCGACUCAAUAUUGUGCUGGCCCAGAACAGAAGUUUCUCAAAUCGCAAAAUUGCCAUGCCCUUCGAUAUUCUUAAAGGACCAUAGUUCAAAGCCUGCAAUUGCAUUUAGAGAAUGUUUGGCAAAUGGUGAAUGGUAUCAGGACAAAAAUGGUGCAUCGUGGAGUAAUUAUUCCCUCUGCAUUCUGUCCGAGAGGUACAUAACAACAUUAAACGAUUUAAAUUUAACGGAAUAUGAUGAAAAAAUUCUCAACUCCAAUUUGACACUUGAAUGGUUACCGAGAAUAAAAGCAGUUUCACAAAUUGGAUAUGCAACAUCCUGCGUUACUUUAAUCAUUGCUUUUAUUGUUUUUUAUUUACACAGAAAAUUGCAGAAUUCACGAAACAGAUUGCAUAUGCACUUGUUUGCAUCAUUUAUUCUGAGAGCGUUCAUAUCCCUUCUCAAGGAUUGGCUUUUUGUUGAGGGAACAGGACUCACUGAAGACUUUGUCUUCAGGGAUGGAGAGAAGUUCUUUAUCAGCCAACACAAUGUUUGGUUUUGCAAGACAAUCACAAGUAUAUGGCAAUAUUGCAUUUUGGCAAAUUACACAUGGGUAUUGAUGGAAGGCUUAUAUAUUCAUAGACUGGUAUUUUCGUUAUUUUCUGCAGAUAAAAAUACUAUCACCCUUUAUGUUGUAAUAGGCUGGGGCCUACCAGUAAUUGUAACCAUUCCAUGGAUAAUUGCUAGAAUAAUAUUUGAAGAUGUUUUAUGCUGGACAACUAAUCAUAAUUCUCAUACCUUCCUCAUAAUACGUAUUCCCACAGAAAUCUUAAUUUUGUUUAAUUUUUUUCUCUUUCUAAAUAUCGUACGAGUACUUUUUGUGAAAUUCAAAACAUCCGUUCUUCUACAGAGAAAAAAAAUGCAAUACAGAAAAUGGGCUCGUUCAACUUUAAUAUUAAUUCCAUUGUUGGGAACACAUCACAGUUUAUUUAUUGGAUUGUCUUUCUAUAAGGAGCCCCGAGUGGAAUUAAUCUGGCUCUUUUUUGAUCUACUUUUCGUAUCUUUUCAAGGCUGCUUUAUUGCAAUUCUCUACUGCUUUCUAAACAAUGAAGUAAAAACAGAAGUUAUUCGUUCGUGGAAAGCUCGAAAGUUGAAAAAAUUCGUCAAAACAAUGUCAAAAUAAUCAAGUGUCAACAAUUAUACGAAAAUUAAAUAAUUUAAGAAAUAAAAUAAAAAAAACCUUUUUUUAAGGUAAAGAAGAAUGUAU